UAUAAGUGGGCGGAUGGCCAGCCAUUAGCCACCAUUUCCUGACUAAUAAAUUCCUCAAAUUGAAAUCAAGUCCGGCCCGAAUAUGGUACCGGUAGACGAAGAAGAGCCGCCGCUCGCCGUCGAAAUCGACGACGUCGUUGAACACGAGAUUCCACCGGUAGGCGUCACAGUCAUCACUGGCUAUCUCGGUGCUGGCAAGUCGACGUUGGUGAAUUAUAUAUUGAAUAGCCAACAUGGGAAGAGAAUAGCAGUAAUAUUGAAUGAAUUUGGGGAGGAGAUAGGAGUGGAAAGGGCAAUGAUCAAUGAAGGUGAAGGUGGUGCUCUUGUAGAGGAGUGGGUUGAGCUGGCAAAUGGGUGCAUUUGUUGUACUGUGAAGCAUAGCUUGGUUCAGGCGCUAGAGCAACUUGUGCAGAGGAAAGAAAGGCUCGACCACAUAUUAUUAGAGACCACAGGGUUGGCAAACCCUGCUCCUCUAGCAUCGGUCCUCUGGUUGGAUGAUCAGUUGGAAGCUGCUGUCUCGCUUGACUCUAUUAUCACUGUGGUCGAUGCCAAAAACCUCCAUUAUCAGCUGAAGUCACAUAAUGACUCCUCUUCGUUUCCUGAAGCAUACCAUCAAAUAGCAUUUGCGGAUGUUGUGAUUCUUAACAAGGUUGAUCUUGUUUCUUCCGAGAACUCUGACACUCCUUUAGAGGAUCUGGAAAAGGAGAUAUAUAAUAUAAAUUCCCUUGCCAGAAUUAUCCGUUCUGUCCAGUGCCAAGUUGACUUGUCCAAUAUACUGAACUGCCGAGCAUACGAUGCUACAGUUUGUAACUUACAUGUGACUCAUUUGGAAGCAUUGUUGGAAGAAAAUAAAAAGCUAUCCACCAGAGAUCUUCAUGAUAGCAGUGUGAGAACUUUAUGCAUUUGUGAGCCAAAGAAAGUUGAUUUUGAUAAGGUUAGGAUAUGGAUUGAGGAGAUUAUUUGGGACAAGAAAUACGGCAUGGAUGUUUAUCGGUGCAAAGGAGUCUUAAGUGUCCUAAACUCUGAUCAACUUCAUACUCUGCAGGUCGUGAGGGAACUAUACGAGAUUGUUCCAACUCGCGAAUGGAAAGAUGGAGAAAACAGAAUCAACAAAAUAGUUUUUAUAGGCAGAUUACUAAAUGAAGAGAUUCUUAUCGACUCUUUGAGAGCUUGUACCUUGUGAAUUUGCUACAGAUGCAAUGUGCUUAAUGGAGGCACUACUCCUUGAGGCCAUACUGUGUCCAAAUUUACGUGUCACAUGUAACGUUUUCACCUUUGAAGUUAUUUUUGUCAAAUAAUUCCUUGUUUGUAAUCAUGUUCGAAUAUGUUUAUAACUAACAAAGAGAUCUCAAUUUAGGGAUUACUUUAAAAUAACUGAUUGACUA
Olea europaea var. sylvestris is the source of this 1385-nucleotide messenger RNA. Its product is annotated as COBW domain-containing protein 1. The transcript is spliced from 9 exons. Bases 83 to 1183 code for a protein of 366 amino acids. Gene Ontology annotation, cellular component: cytoplasm. The record is from RefSeq and is a predicted model, not a curated record. NCBI's taxonomy places the organism in Eukaryota, Viridiplantae, Streptophyta, Magnoliopsida, Lamiales, Oleaceae.